UUCUCCGAAUACGGCCAGGCAUGCGUCGACACCGGGAACUGCCAAGACCGUGCCAUCGAGGUCAAGCAAGCCUCAGGGUUAUGGCUGUAUACCCUCGCCACUAAGGCCGUCAUUGAGGUAGUCAGCCCGGUGGGCGUGUCGGCGACCAACGCCGCUGCGAAUCAGAACGGCUUCGUCUCGUCCACCCUGGCCUGGCUCGAGGAUCGAAAGAGCCAUCGGAGGCAAUUUUUAAGGCUGGGAAGUCUUCCAGAACGGCUCCCUGGCUCAUUCAGGACUGAUCAAGCCUUGCGUUCGACCUGGUAA
Molecule: messenger RNA, 303 nt
Organism: Ilyonectria robusta
Lineage: Eukaryota; Fungi; Ascomycota; Sordariomycetes; Hypocreales; Nectriaceae
Exons: 1
Source: RefSeq, a predicted model, not a curated record